Molecule: messenger RNA, 891 nt
Organism: Cladocopium goreaui
Lineage: Eukaryota; Dinophyceae; Suessiales; Symbiodiniaceae
Source: the annotation of a GenBank genome assembly
AUGAUCGAGGCAUUGCGACUUGACGAGGCGCUCCUCAACAACAUGGGGGUGCGGCAGGCAGUGCUCAAUCAGGCACAAGCACGCGAACCAACGUUUGAAGCCGCACAGGUGAUGCCCCCUCCCGGUUUUGGAUACGGUCCUCCUCCGGGGCUUGAGCUACCCCGCUGCAAGGUCUCUAUGGACAGCCUCCUUGAAGCCUCAACGCACAUCUCCGACGAUGUGGGCACUCAAUUCCGUGACGAUGGCAGCAGAGUUUCGUUCUCAUCAAAUCAUUCGGCCUCGGCCUCUCAGUGUGAUAUCAAUUGCUUGGGCAGCAUCUCUGAGUGCAAGUUUCUCAUCAAUGAUCUUCACAAUUUUGGCGCAAUUCUUCUAAGUAGACUUAACAAUGCAUCUCAAACCUUUGAGCCUGUGGACGAGGAACUUACAAUGGCCACCGGACAGAUUUGUGUCAUUGUCGAGGAGCUCGUAUCUGAGGCUGAGCAAGUGGCCUUGGAGCUGUCCUUUGCAAGCCAAAACGAAGUGCUGCAUUUGAAGCUCUAUGGAAGCAUUAAACAGGAUCUUGCGCUUGAUGCAGUGGAGAAGCUCGCGAAGCUGAGGAACCGAACUCGCAAAGUGCGUUCGGACUAUCUUUGGAUCUUGGAGCGUCUCCGCUACUUGAGCAAGUGUGUGGAAGCUGUUUGGGAUGACAGCAUGGACCGGGGGGAAGCAUCUUGCAUCUCUGAUCUCCUGGAACUGGGCAUGAACCACAUCGAAGUAUCAGCGGACUUUUUGGAGGAUUGCUCCGAUUUUUGGAUCAUGCUCCACAAGGCUGAGCUGCAGUUGCCAGAUUUGAAAGAGGACAAGACGCGCGACCGCAAGGUAAAAAAAGCCACCGAGCACCGCCGAGCAUGA